GCGCCGCUUGGCCGAGGGGGGAGCGGGAAGCAGCCGCCGCCUCCUCCUUUUCCUCCUCCUCCUCCUCCUCCCUGCCGCUCCCAAGGCGCCGAGAGGGACGGCGAGGAAGAAGAGCUGGAGCCGGUGGCUGAAGGCAGCGGUUCCCGUCGCUCUGCGUUUCUCUGUCCCGCUGCCGGCGCAGGGAUUCAUUCAAUUUGUGACACAGAGGCAGCAGAAAUCGUUGUGGCAUGUGGUGACCAGUUAUUCCUGUCUACCUUUUUGGAAUGUUCCAUCUGAGCAACUGAAAUGAGGCUGAAGACUUCACUUUUAAAGGAACCAAAACAUAAAGAAUUAGUUAGCUGUGUGGGAUGGACUACAGCUGAUGAGCUAUAUUCCUGCAGUGAUGAUCACCAGAUUUUGAAAUGGAACCUUUUAACUAGUGAGACUACUCGAGUAGUGAAACUUCCAGAUGAGAUUUAUCCCAUAGAUCUUCACUGGUUUCCCAGAAGUAUAGGUGGGAAGAGGCAGUCCCAUGCUGAGAGCUUUGUUCUAACAAGUUCAGAUGGGAAGUUCCACUUGAUUUCAAAAUUAGGGAGGGUGGAGAAAAGUGUGGAAGCACACUGUGGAGCUGUGCUUGCAGGAAGGUGGAAUCAUGAAGGAGCAGCCCUGGUUACAGCUGGUGAAGAUGGCCAAGUGAAAAUCUGGUCUAAAACUGGAAUGCUGAGAUCCACUUUAGCUCAGCAAGGAACACCAGUGUACUCAGUAGCAUGGGGACCUGAUUCUGAAAAAGUUCUCUACACUUCAGGGAAGCAUCUGACUAUUAAACCUCUUCAGCCCAAUGCCAAAGUUCUGCAGUGGAAAGCUCAUGAUGGACUUAUUUUAAAAACUGACUGGAACUCAGUUAAUAAUCUUAUUCUUUCUGCAGGUGAAGACUGUAAAUAUAAGGUUUGGGACAGUUAUGGACGCUUGCUGUACAGCUCCCAGCCCCAUGAGUACCCCAUAACAUCUGUUGCCUGGGCUGGGGAUGGAGAAUUCUUUGCUGUGGGAUCUUUCCACACUUUGCGUCUCUGUGAUAAAACUGGGUGGUCUUAUGCUUUGGAGAAGCCAAACACUGGCAGUAUAUUUAAUAUUGCCUGGUCUAUUGAUGGCACUCAGCUGGCUGGAGCGUGUGGAAAUGGACACGUCAUUUUUGCCCACGUCGUGGAGCAACGCUGGGAGUGGAAGAACUUUGAAAUAACCUUGAUUAAAAGGAGAACCAUGGAGGUGCACAACGUGCUCAAUGAUGCAGUGGAUCUGCUGGAAUUCCGUGACAGGGUGAUCAAAGCCUCCUUGAACUAUGGACAUUUGGUUGUUUCCACUUCUCUCCAGUGCUACGUCUUCUCUACAAAGAACUGGAAUACACCUCUGAUCUUUGACCUGAAGGAAGGAACAGUUAGUUUGAUUCUACAAGCAGAAAGGCAUUUUCUUCUUGUAGAUGGUGGAGGGCUCUAUUUAUAUUCAUAUGAAGGAAGAUUCAUUUCCUCUCCAAAGUUUCCAGGGAUGAGAACAGACAUUUUAAAUGCCCAGACAGUAUCUCUGAGCAAUGAUACAUUAGCAGUAAAAGACAAAGCUGAUGAAAAGGUUAUCUACAUUUUUGAAGCUUUAUCUGGAAAGCCUUUAGGUGAUGGGAAGCCUCUAACCCAUAAGGCAGAAAUAGUGGAGAUUGCAUUGGACCAGAAAGGACUUACAAGUGAGAGAAAAAUAGCUUUUAUUGAUAAGAACAGAGAUCUUUACAUCACUUCAGUGAAACGGUUUGGAAAAGAACAGAAGAUUGUCAAGUUAGGGACAAUGGUUCAAACUUUGGCUUGGAAUGACACAUCCAACAUUCUCUGUGGGAUUCAAGAUACCCAGUUUACUGUCUGGUACUACCCCAACACAGUCUAUGUAGAUAAAGAUCUUUUGCCAAAAACUCUGUAUGAAAAAGAUGCCAGUGAAUUUAGCAAAAAUCCCCAGAUUGUACAUUUUGUAGGAAAUCAAAUAACAAUUAGAAGAGCAGAUGGUUCACUUAUUCACCUCAAUAUUUCACCUUAUCCUGGGAUUCUCCAUGAGUAUGUUGGUAGUUCCAAAUGGGAAGAUGCUGUCAGAUUGUGUCGCUUUGUCAAGGAUCAAACUCUGUGGGCAUGUUUGGCUGCCAUGGCUGUUGCCAACAGAGACAUGGCCACAGCAGAAAUCGCCUACGCCUCCAUUGGUGAGAUUGACAAGGUUCAGUUUAUCAAUUCCAUCAAAGAGCUUCCAUCAAAAGAGUCCAGGAUGGCUCAGAUCCUGCUGUUCAAUGGGAACACCCAAGAAGCUGAAACGCUGCUCCUUCAAACAGGCCUGGUUUAUCAAGCCAUCCAAAUCAACAUUAACCUCUUCAAUUGGGAAAGGGCCCUAGAGCUAGCAGUAAAGCACAAGACCCACGUUGACACAGUCCUGGCUUACAGACAGAAGUUCCUAGAAGAUUUUAGUAAAAAGGAAACCAACAAAAGUUUUUUGCAGUAUGCAGAAGGUAUGGAAAUUGAUUGGAAUAAAAUCAAAGCCAAAACAGAGCUGGAAAUUGCUCAAGAAAGAGAACGAGGAGCAUCUGGUCCCUCAGUGAGAGCCAGUGUGACUGUGCAGCAGUAACUGUCCUUUUGGGCAUCUUAAAAAGUGCUUCUUGAACAUUUU
Calypte anna (Anna's hummingbird) is the source of this 2664-nucleotide messenger RNA. RefSeq names its product intraflagellar transport 80 (gene IFT80). The record is from RefSeq and is a predicted model, not a curated record. Lineage: Eukaryota; Metazoa; Chordata; Aves; Apodiformes; Trochilidae. The transcript has 21 exons. The coding region runs from base 286 to 2622 and encodes 778 amino acids. Gene Ontology annotation, cellular component: centrosome; cilium; intraciliary transport particle B. Gene Ontology annotation, molecular function: protein binding. Gene Ontology annotation, biological process: cilium assembly.